AGUGCGCGCCGCUCCACCGACGCGUGGUGCACCGGCGCGCCGUCGCUGCGUUUGGGGCAGACCGCAGCGGGGGCCGGUCACGCCCGGUCCUGGCACCGGGGCACUCUCAAAGCACACACACACACCUGAGGCGUGCUACUCACCUUAGAGCGGUCACCUGUGACCUUAGAAGGCCUGCCGAACCAUGGCAGGACUGCGACUCUGCCGGGUGUCCGUUCUCGUCUGGCUGACGCUACAGGUCGCCGACAGAGGCCUCGCGCAGAUGGCUGCCGAUUCGAGACUUCAGCCAUUUUACGAGGAGCCCAGGACCUUCUGGCCAGACGGACUCAGCCACAGCUUCCAGAACACAGAUCAGUGUUUGUGUCUGGCCAUGUGUCAGGCGCGGCCCAACUGUCUUGGAGUGGCCUACAAUGUCGCCGGCGGCGACUGUCACCUCUCGGCCCGGCCUCCUAUGUACAACAACACCAAACCCUCGGACCAGCCCUGGCUGUUCACACACCGCGCAGGCCAAGGGAUGCCCGGAGACAAGUGCACGACGGUGGACGACUGUUCCGCCAUGGUGGGGCCGGCGGUAUGCCAAGACGGCGUCUGCGCCUGCGCCGAGAACAUGCGGACCCUGCUCAAUGCCUGCCUGCUGCCUACAACCGGGGUGCCCUUCACGGGGCAAGUGUCGGCCAUCCCGGACCGCAGCUCGCUGCUCGGCUCUGUUACGGCAAACUCUGCGGAGCAGUGUCCCUCGCGCUGCAGGUGGAGGCCCAACUGUCUACUAGUCCGUGCUGUCGACGACGGUGCAGGAGGUGUGCUCUGCGAGCUCUUCUCGCGGGUCCAGGCCAGUUCCUCGAUGAAUGCAGCUGACGUUGACAGCGGAGUGCAGGCGAUCAAGUUUCCUCGCCCCGCCGGAUCACCUCCCGAGCACUACGUCGAAGGUCCUGCUGGAUACUUCGCUCUGAAGAACACGACCCUUCUCACCGCGCCUGACGCACACCGAGCCUGUGCUGAGGAGGGCGGCAUCCUCUACCCGGCGGAGUCUCGCGAACACAUCCUCUCCGUUGUGCGGGAUCUGAUGUCCGUCCAAUCACCUCACCUCGCGGGGGGCACGGCGCAAUACCAGCGUCGCGGGGUCUUUGUCGGCCUCGAUGACACGCUCACCUUCACCAGCCAGCGGUCGACGUUCGUCUCGAGUCGCAGUGGCACCGUCACUGAGCUGCACUGGUCACCCGGUGAGCCCAACUCGGACCAGUCAUCCUGCGUUUACGUCAACAUUGACAGCGACUACCAUCUCAACGACAUAGCGUGCGGCGCGCAGCUCUUCUCCAUGUGCCAGUUUGUCGGUCGGGACGAGGCGGUCGGCCGCAGCUGGGAGCGGGACGCUGCCGGGAUGACGCUGCACCUGGGCAGCGUGUUCCAGCUGCACUCGGUGAGGUACGAGGGCGGGCAGACGAGGCAGGCCGAGGUGCGCGUCACGGUGUCGCUGCCGGACGGCGGCGAGAUGCCGUGCGCGACAGCCGCCGCCGAGCUGGCGGCGCCGCUGCACUUCAGCCGCCAGCUGGUCUGUCAGCCGGCCGUGUUCGCCAGCAGCGUUCACCUGAGGUUCGAGGGCAAUCAGGUGGUGACCGGUCACCCGUCCGUGUUCGCCACGUGGCUGUACGACCCGUGAUCGGUGUGUACGACCCGGGGCAGGUGUUGUACGACCAGUAUCGAGACUGCACGACCUGUGACCGGUGUCGUAAAGUACGACCAAUGAGUGGCACUGUACUUCAAACUAGUGGUCAAUAACCACCGUUUGCAGCUCUGAUUUCCCCAGAGACCGGACGACCGCUUGCUUUUGGGUGCCGUGCCCUUGAUUUAGCGAUAAAAGCUACCUACAUAUUUUCUGUGCUGUGCGUUUAGUUCUCUGUAAACGUUUCAGAUAGUCAUCAAACAGCAAUGUGUUAUGCUAGCAAUAUGUUUGUUUAAAGUUAUCUUGCUUUGGUACCUAUACCAUUGAUAUUGAGAGCAGAUACUGUGUUAUCAAGAUGCGUUUUAAUAAAUUUGAAUCAAAAA
Messenger RNA from Amphibalanus amphitrite, 2043 nucleotides. RefSeq lists its product as uncharacterized. Bases 185 to 1657 code for a protein of 490 amino acids. The transcript is spliced from 3 exons. The record is from RefSeq and is a predicted model, not a curated record. NCBI's taxonomy places the organism in Eukaryota, Metazoa, Arthropoda, Thecostraca, Balanomorpha, Balanidae.